GAGCAGUUCUGGGACUCUCCAAGGCUAAAAUGCAGCUGACUAAAACAAACUAACACAGCUAUUCUUAUGGAAGUCUGCCUUCAAGUCUGACUGAAAAAAAAUAAAAAGUGGAUAAUAGGGAAAGAGAAAAAGUAAUAAAAAGGGAAAUCAUCUUAUGGAGAAAGAUGAUCCAGCCUUAGACGCUGAAGUAAUCAGAAGCAGCAAAGAGGGGGAUGGUCAGUGAUAAAUCACUCAAACAAGUCACGUCUUUUUUUUUUUUUUUUUUUUUUUUUUUGAGGGCAAAGUGGGACGAGGAGCCGCCAUGCAAAGGCUGAGCUGGGAACUCGUAUGAUAUUUGCUGAAGAUGGCGUAUAUACAGGACAGUUGGAACCAAUAAAUGAGGGUCUGUUGUCAAAAAUCUCAGAUUUUGUACUGUGCAGGUGGAGUUGUAGGAACUGCUGUCAGAAGUGUUAUGAGUUCUCCUGCUGCCAAACAAGUGAUGAUGAAGUAGAAAUCCUAGGACCAUUCCCUGCACAGACACCGCCAUGGCUGAUAAGUAAUCGUAGUGAGGACAAGGAAGGAGAUUCCGAUAAUGCGGUGAGUGAGCCACCUCCAACCCCCCAGGAUGAAUCUCCAGACAGAAGACGAUCUUCAUCUGAUACGUCAAGGUCCACCUACAGCCUUACUAGAAGGAUUUCAAGUUUGGAAACCAGAAGGCCAAGUUCACCACUUAUUGACAUCAAGCCUAUUGAAUUCUGGACAGUAGGAUCUAAAAAGGAAAUAGUACAACCAAAUGUACUGAGGAAAACAUACACUCCAGAUGACUAUUUCCGAAAAUUUGAACCAAGGCUUUAUUCUGUUGAUUCUAACAAUGAUGAUGUGGAUUCAUUAACUGAUGAAGAACUUUUAUCUAAAUAUCAGCUGGGCAUGCUGCACUUUAGCACUCAGUAUGACCUAAUUCACAACCAUCUCACAGUAAGAGUGAUUGAAGCCAAGGACCUACCACUUCCAGUGUCACAUGACUGCUCUAGACAAGAUAUGGCCCAUUCCAAUCCAUAUGUUAAGAUCUGCCUACUGCCUGACCAGAAGAACUCAAAGCAAACUGGUGUAAAGCGUAAAACUCAGAACCCAGUAUUUGAGGAGAGAUAUACAUUUGAUAUCCCAUUUUUAGAAGCUCAGAGAAGGACUCUGCUUUUAACUGUAGUUGAUUUUGAUAAGUUUUCCCGUCAUUGUGUCAUUGGAAAAGUGGCAAUGCCUCUCUCUGAUGUUGAUCUAGUAAAGGGUGGACACUGGUGGAAAGCACUAAUUACAAGUUCUCAGAGUGAAGUUGAGCUGGGAGAAUUGUUACUGUCGCUUAAUUACUUGCCGAGUGCUGGAAGGCUAAAUGUGGAUAUUAUUAGAGCCAAACAGCUUUUACAGACUGACAUGAGCCAAGGAUCAGAUCCUUUUGUAAAGAUUCAGAUGGUUCAUGGAUUAAAACUAAUGAAAACGAAGAAGACUUCCUGCAUGCGAGGCACAAUUGAUCCGUUCUACAAUGAGUCCUUUAGUUUCAAGGUCUCUCAAGAAGAACUAGAAAGUAUUAGCUUAGUAUUCACAGUUUAUGGACACAACAUGAAAAGCAGCAAUGACUUCAUUGGCAGAAUUGUGAUUGGUCAGUUUUCUACUGGAGCUUCUGAGUCCAACCAUUGGCGACGAAUGCUUAAUUCUCAUCGGACAGCAGUAGAACAGUGGCAUAGCCUGCGCUCUCGGGCCGAGUGUGAUCGUGUCUCUCCAGCAUCUCUAGAAGUAACGUGAUAAAGCAGAAGUCUCAUAAUGGAGUCUUAAUUAUUACACUUACAGAUUACAUGAAGAAGGCCGCACUAGCCUACAAUAUGUGCCUCAGUGAAAUUUCUCACCGUAAUGCAAACUACAUAUUACAUGACCUUGUGACGACUGUAUUAGUACACCAGUCUUAAGUGCCACUGGUUGGUAGGACAUCCUUACUGUUAGCUGUUACAUCUGUGCAAAAAGUAUUUAUGUCCGAGUGCACUAAAGUGGCACUGUAUUCUUAAAAGUGUGAGUAUUGUAUCUGUGCAGUUUUUCUUUUCUUUUUUUUUUUUUAUGCUAUAUGUGAUAAAUUAUCUAGAACAUGGAAUUAAUGGUUUGACAAAGGGUGCAGUGAUCCAUAACUGAAAUGUUAUGUCCUUGCACCACUGCAGCAAAGGAUCCUUUCUAGUUUUGCAUACAGUAGACCUCAAGUGUAUUGACAGCAAAGAAAUGAACCAGUCCAGUACCACAUGGGAAAAAUAAGAAACAUUGUUCACCUAGGUUGUUGAUAGUCGUGAGAAAGCAAGCUGUGUCUGGCGUAAUAAAUUCUAUGUGAAGCAGUUUUGGAAACCCGAAGACCUUGGUUAAGAUCCAUUUUACAAUUAUAUGAACAGAACAGUAUAUUUGUUUGCUGACUAACUGUUGUGUCUUUUGUGUUUAGUUGUAUGUGUCUUACAAAGAUAGUUAAGAUAACAAAUAAAUAUAUAUAAUAUA
Protopterus annectens (West African lungfish) is the source of this 2499-nucleotide messenger RNA. It is a transcript of the gene SYT17, whose product is annotated as synaptotagmin 17. Gene Ontology annotation, molecular function: clathrin binding; calcium-dependent phospholipid binding; calcium ion binding. The record is from RefSeq and is a predicted model, not a curated record. Gene Ontology annotation, cellular component: membrane. Gene Ontology annotation, biological process: regulation of dopamine secretion; calcium-ion regulated exocytosis; regulation of calcium ion-dependent exocytosis. The transcript is spliced from 8 exons. The coding region runs from base 328 to 1773 and encodes 481 amino acids. NCBI's taxonomy places the organism in Eukaryota, Metazoa, Chordata, Ceratodontiformes, Protopteridae.